Messenger RNA from Thalassophryne amazonica, 2836 nucleotides. Its product is annotated as nuclear factor 7, ovary. The record is from RefSeq and is a predicted model, not a curated record. Lineage: Eukaryota; Metazoa; Chordata; Actinopteri; Batrachoidiformes; Batrachoididae. Gene Ontology annotation, molecular function: protein binding. Bases 1416 to 2732 code for a protein of 438 amino acids. The transcript is spliced from 5 exons.
CAUGUUGUAGUGGCAGAACUCAUCCUGGCUGUAGAACUGAGCAUACCUGAAACAUCACCAUGGAAACAAGACGCGAUCACAUCAAGUCUGAAGACUCAUCCCCAGUUGGAUCUGGUCUUCAGUCCAUCACAUGUUCACAACACAGCUUUUUCCCCACUACAUCACAAGUCAAACAUCACCACCUAGUGGCCAACUGACUCAUUACACUGCUGCUUCGUUCCACAGGGGCUUUUUUCUUCACUAAUCAGCUACAAUUACACACAUUUCUAACAGGUUUGAUCACAGCGGUUUCACCCAUCUGUUUUUUACUGGUGGUGGGGGGAGAAGCAGGCGUAGAACCUCCAAGUCCUAGACUCGUCACCACACAAGCUAAACAUUUUUUAACAUACCUCCAUUAAGUUGCCUAAUACUUUAAUUAAUCACACAGUUUAUAAUUAUCCUGUUUGAACUUCGAGGUGUCUGUGCGUGAGGUCAGGGUCAAUGGUCAGAGGAUGUCCCGUCUCUUCCACAUUAGGGAUUAAACUGAGGUGAAUUAAGAUUCCAGGCUUCCUAAAGGAACAUGUCUUGGUGGGUUUUUACAGCGGGGAGCUGAAAAAAACUCACCCAGAACACAAGCAAACACAGGAUGAGGUGUGGAUCCAGGAAACCAGCAGGCGGGUUCAGGGUGCAGGUAGCAACCUGUCACACGCGCCACGCCCCUCUGACCUACUUCUACAUUCCUUCGAUGACACGUCAGGGAGACGGGUGGACGGGUCCCAGGUAAGACACUUUAUCAAAGAAAACAGCCAGACUGCACGUUCAGGACGUUUCAGUGUGAACAGACGUGAGGGAGCGACUACCAAAACGCACCCAUAGAGCUAAAUGCAGACCAGCGUGAGCUAUAAAAUACACACCGCGCGCAGCCUACAAGAGCAUCUCACUAAACUACAAUAUCAUGAAAAACAGUUUGUCAGGUAUUUCAUAUACUCAAGACCCUCUACAAGUAAACUGAACUGUUCAAUCCAUCAUCUUGGCUUUUCUAUUUUUAAUUAAUUUAUAUCAAGUUGGAGAGAUGUGCUUUGAGUUUGAGUUUAAGGAAGAUAACUUUAGAAAUUUUAUAUCGAAAAUCCUGAUUUACUUUUUGUAUUUGAAAUGGCAUAAACAAAAUAAAAUAUGUGAAAUAUGAAGGGACUGAAUACGUUUGGAGUGAACUGAAUAUAAAAUGUUUACUUUUUUAAAUAACUGGAGGAAAAAUAUGGAACUUUUCCCAAAACAUUCAGAUUUUUGUGAAGCUCCUGUAUGUGUUCAUUCUGUAAAACCUGUGGAGAGAUGUAGUCUGGAUCAGGCUUUUACAGCCGUCUGAAAAACUGAAAACUGGUUUUUACUCAUCAAAUGACAAGGUGUACAACGACUGAAACACGUGAACAUUUCCAGACAUGGAAGAAGAAAAGGAGGACCCAAAAGUCCAGAGCGAUCUUGGAGUGGUCUCUGCAGGAAGCCAGCAUGGACUUCAGGAUGGACUGAGCUUCACUCCACUGGACUCCAACGAAGAGACUGUUCAGCCGUUCCCACGCUCACCAAAACUACAAAGACACAGAGUCACGGCUGGACGUCUGUCUGAGGAGCAGCUGCGCAGACAGCAGGAGGAGCUGCAGGCGGAGAAGGUGAAGGUUGAGGCUCACAUUCAGUCUCUGAAGAAACGGAGGGCAGAUCUGUCUAGGAGCACAGAGGUGAUGAAGCAACAGCUACGGGAGCACUUCCAGAGCAUGCAGACCAUCCUCAAGCAGGACGAACAGACAGUCCUGGACUCUCUGGAGCUGGAUUUGAGACAGACACGGAACAGACUGGACCAGGUCCUCAAGAACUGGACUCACCACCUGACCCAGGUGACGGAGAGUAUCAGCACCACCCAGAAACAACUGAGCAAGACCACAGAGGAAGAACAGGAGGCGAGGACCAGAGUCCAGGACAGUCCACCAGAGCAGUUUAAGAGCAGAGGACAUCAAUUGUGUUCCAGUUUGAAGAAACUGCAUGCCUCAGAGGAAGACAUUCGACUGGACAAAGAGCACUUUGAGAGGCUCCUCAGGUCGCUCAACUCCAUCUCCAAAACCCUGAGAGCCCAGCUGCAGCGCAAGACCCUUAUGCUAGACUGGUCCCCCGUGGUGAUUGACAGGCAGACCUCCCACAGUCAGAUUGCAGUGACUUCAGAGGGGCGUGGCCUGUCCUUCUUAGCAUCCAGCCCUUCAGCUCCAGAGCACCCCCUGCAGUUUGACAAGGUCUGCUGUGCUUUGGCUUCAUCUCCUGUCACAGCCGGCCGACACUACUGGGAAGUGGACGUGCACUGCUGCUCUGCCUGGGCUGUGGGUGUGGCCUACGGCAGCCUUGAGAGGAAAGGGAGGGAUAAGGGUACCAAACUGGGCCGGAACAGAAACUCCUGGUGCGUGGAGUUUCGCAACAGUCGCCUUUCUGCCUGGCACAAUGACCGCCACAUGGUGUGUCACGGCACCAGGCCAGCAUCGCCAGGCAGAGUGGGCGUGUGGGUCAACUACAACAAAGGCCAGCUGACCUUUUACGAUGCGGAAACCAUGUUGGUCUUACAGAGGUUCUCAGCCGCUCUGACGCCGGUGUUUGACAGGGCCCAUCACCAAUUCACAGAACCACUGUACCCGGCCAUGCGCUUCUUGAGACCACCAGAGAACCAGAUGUGGCCAAACCACAUGGAGUUUUGUAGCCUGAACACUGUGCCAUUCUAGCCAUGUUCCAGACUGGUUUCUGUCCAUGUGUUUGUACAGACAAAGAUCCCAUUAUAAAAAAAAAAAACAACAACAAAAAAAACUGAAACCAACCUGAAGUCGAU